AUGAACACAACUUUGAAAAAGCAGUUCCUUACAUUUAUAUCAUUCAAAUUAGCCCGCAAGGGGAGAAGUGUAACUAAGAAGCUUUUCAAGUUUCAAAUAUCCGAGGACUCGGCGGUUGUUACGCCGUUGGCUCCCCGCACACCACUCUACGAACUCUUCUCAAAAAGGUCCAAUCGUAGGAAGGGGAGGCUCUCCAAUAGAACGAGGUGCAUUGUUGUACUGCAGAGGAGAUUAAGACGCAAGGAAGAGCCAUUCCAGGUUUUAAGAUCUGGAGACCUCAACAGACUUUUUUGUGAGUCUGACUCAACUCCCAAGGCUAAGCCGAGGAAGUUGUUUUCCAAGACUCCAAAAAUUAAAUCACUUUUACUCAAACUAAAAUCGAGGAAGUCAAGGAUUAACAAUAAACUAAACGCAGUAAUCUCUGACGACUCAGAUGUUCAGAAACCACUCGGUGCAGUGGUUUCUCAUGUCCCUGGUGCCGUGGUCUUACCUAGUAAGGCACGUGCUCUCAAGGGAGGCGUCUCUAAACUAAAAAGAAAGCUCAUUUCACUAAAGCGGAGGUCACAACAGAAAAAGACGCCAUUCCAGGUUUUAAGAUCUGGAGACCUCAACAGACUUUUUUGUGAGUCUGACUCAACUCCCAAGGCUAAGCCGAGGAAGUUGUUUUCCAAGACUCCAAAAAUUAAAUCACUUUUACUCAAACUAAAAUCGAGGAAGUCAAGGAUUAACAAUAAACUAAACGCAGUAAUCUCUGACGACUCAGAUGUUCAGAAACCACUCGGUGCAGUGGUUUCUCAUGUCCCUGGUGCCGUGGUCUUACCUAGUAAGGCACGUGCUCUCAAGGGAGGCGUCUCUAAACUAAAAAGAAAGCUCAUUUCACUAAAGCGGAGGUCACAACAGAAAAAGACGCCAUUCCAGGUUUUAAGAUCUGGAGACCUCAACAGACUUUUUUGUGAGUCUGACUCAACUCCCAAGGCUAAGCCGAGGAAGUUGUUUUCCAAGACUCCAAAAAUUAAAUCACUUUUACUCAAACUAAAAUCGAGGAAGUCAAGGAUUAACAAUAAACUAAACGCAGUAAUCUCUGACGACUCAGAUGUUCAGAAACCACUCGGUGCAGUGGUUUCUCAUGUCCCUGGUGCCGUGGUCUUACCUAGUAAGGCACGUGCUCUCAAGGGAGGCGUCUCUAAACUAAAAAGAAAGCUCAUUUCACUAAAGCGGAGGUCACAACAGAAAAAGACGCCAUUCCAGGUUUUAAGAUCUGGAGACCUCAACAGACUUUUUUGUGAGUCUGACUCAACUCCCAAGGCUAAGCCGAGGAAGUUGUUUUCCAAGACUCCAAAAAUUAAAUCACUUUUACUCAAACUAAAAUCGAGGAAGUCAAGGAUUAACAAUAAACUAAACGCAGUAAUCUCUGACGACUCAGAUGUUCAGAAAACAUCCAAGAGAAAGCAUAAUAAGCUGAGGAAGUACUUCUCAAGGAUGAAAGCAAGGUGGUCACUAAAAUUUCAAAAACUCACCUCACCCAUCUUGACCUUCGAUGAAUCAUUGCACGAAGAGUACAAAGACGUAAUUAGGCUUCUGGAGCAAUAUGAUUGGCGCCUCAUGCCCAAAAUGAAUAUCCGCUCUCUUUACACAGAGCUCAUUACUGAGCCCGUUGUGGAGGAGUGCGAAGUCAAGGUUCACGAGUUCUCAGAACUCGGCGACGGGCACGAGAAUGCCUCUGACAAUUCAGAGAUUGUCGAAAACGACGAAAUGGCCUUCGAGCCCAUCGAAGAAUCUGAAAUAGAACAGGGCACUUCUCUGGACGUUCUUUUUGAGGGUAAUCUGGAUCUCAAGUUACAGUUCUUUCACGAGGAGGAAUUAACCGAAAGGUUUAUGAAUGAACCUAGCCUAGCAACCCUCCUUACUGCUCGUUUUGGAUUAUGGGAACCUGAAUCACCCGAACAGGAGAAACCUCAAGGGGAAGGACAACCCGUUAACAACGAGCCCAUAAAUCAACUUCAAUAUCCACAAGAACCUGUGCCAGAAUCACAAUGUGUAGACGAGCUUUUUGAAAGCCAAAGCACACAAGAUUACCUUCAAGAAAAAACUAUGCCAGAAUCACAAUGUGUAGACGAGCUUUUUGAAAGCCAAAGCACACAAGAUUACCUUCAAGAAAAAACUAUGCCAGAAUCACAAUGUGUAGACGAGCUUUUUGAAAGCCAAAGCACACAAGAUUACCUUCAAGAAAAAACUAUGCCAGAAUCACAAUGUGUAGACGAGCUUUUUGAAAGCCAAAGCACACAAGAUUACCCUCAAGAAGAGCGUCUAGAUGAAGAAGAAGCCCUGGAUGAACUUGUAGAUGAACUAAAGGAAGAACAACCUCUGGAAGAACCAUCAGAAUCAGUAGAGGAACUAGAGGAGGAUCAACCCCUGGAUGAACUUGUAGAUGAACUAAAGGAAGAACAACCUCUGGAAGAACCAUCAGAAUCAGUAGAGGAACUAGAGGAGGAUCAACCCCUGGAUGAACUUGUAGAUGAACUAAAGGAAGAACAACCCCUGGAUGAAUCAUCACAACCUGCAGAGGAACAGCCUACAAAGGAACACACUGAAGAAUCACCAAAACUAGAACUACCCCUGGAGGAGAGUCAUCUUGAAGGAAAACGAACUGGAGGAGAAAAGGACGUUUCAUCACUGAAUGAUAUGAAACUCAGUAAUGGAGAGCUUUCAAUCCUCUCUGAGUUGGCUGACGUCAUCUCCACCGAUGAAUCAGUCUGCAGGCCACUACACGAGGACGAUGAAUCUUCGUGUAGUACGAAUACAUUUAGAAAAGAAGAUUGGUCCUGGUACUAUGAACGACAGGAAACUCCUGAUCAUCCUCUAGUUAUUCAACAACAACCACUGGAGGAAACUGUAGACAUCAUAGAGGACCAACUAAUUUUACCGCAAGAAUUUCUACAAACAUCACAAUCAAGAGAGGAACAACAACCCCUGGAUGAACCACAAUCAGUGGAGGAACUAGAGGAACAACAACCCCUGGAUGAACCACAAUCAGUGGAUGAACCACAUCUACCCGAACAGCCUCUAGACGAACAACCAGUAGAGGAACUAGAGGAACAACCUCUAGACGAACAAUCCGUGGAGGAACUAGAGGAACAACAACUACCCGAAGAAAGUCUAGAAACAUCACAAUCAGUAAAUGGACAUAAUGGUUCUGGCCCAGAUUUACCCCUGGAUUCUGGCAGAAUCCGCGGUAACAUGGGACUUUUGAACCAGUACGGGCUUAUAAGAGAUCCCUCCCAAACAACCAGAGCCAGCAUCGACAUCAUGAACUGCAAAGAAGGCCCGUGCAGCUGGUACUACAUACCAACCACCUACGAGGAACGCUACAACACAGCACACUUCUACAGGACUGGCCGUUACGGUGUGAUUCCAGCUAGCAAGACAAUUCUCGAGAGUGACUACAUGGGCGGUCUGCUAAAAGACAUAAAGUUCAAAACACUCAUCCUCAGGACCAUGCUGAGCAACAUGAGAUCGGACCUGACGAAGUUGUCACAAGCCUCAAUGACAAGCUUCAGCUCACCCUUCCAGUGCCACCUCUCCCCUAGCGGCAUCGAGGAGCUGCUCUACAAGAUUGGCUACCACUGGGACAUGACCAAGUCACGGCUGCACGAAAUUAUUGACCACGUGGCCCUCGCAAACGAGCUUGCGAGCAUCGCAGAAUACAUCCCGGAUGACGUCGCCGAUUCCGUGGACAGAAUCAACAGGUUCCUCUCUAGGAUGAGGAACGAGUACGACAGCGUGAUGGAAACCAUGCGAGUGACCAAUGCCUGCGUCCUCUUCGACCUCAACAAGGAGUGCAAAGCUCUGAGAAAAGAGACGGUGCAGCAGGGGAGGGCGGCCACUAAGGGUUGCAACCACCGUGGACAGCCGGGAAGAAGCCACUUCCACAUGAAGGCCCACGAAUCCAUGUACGAGCACUUCUCCCACAUCAACGGAAGAAGAUGCACUCCCAGGCUGAGAAUCCCGGCUCCAAACGCAACGACAACUCCCCCUGAGCGGAGUUUUACACCACUAAGGCGAGCCUUAGAGCUCUAA
This is a messenger RNA of Theileria orientalis strain Shintoku, 4077 nucleotides long. RefSeq lists its product as hypothetical. Lineage: Eukaryota; Apicomplexa; Aconoidasida; Piroplasmida; Theileriidae. The transcript has 2 exons. The record is from RefSeq and is a predicted model, not a curated record. The coding region runs from base 1 to 4077 and encodes 1358 amino acids.